CCUUCGGGGACCUAGGGAACUCCAGAGUGCUGGGCAUGUUGAAUCAAGUCGGCCCGCGGUCGUCGUCGCUCCCCAAAGAUCACAAGGACGACGGCACCGAACAGGAAAAGGCGGCUAAAGACAAACUAAACGAAAACGACAAGCUAACAUCAUCGCAAUCACUCGCGUCCGGCCUCGAGAAAACCAGCCCUAAAGCGGUGUCAAACUUCGACCUGACCUACCCAGAUAUGAAGCCGAAACCCGUCAACGGUUCCCAUGAAGAAUUCCUGCAAACUGAGCGAGUAUCCGAGAUUAAUAACUCUACGGACACUUUAGUACCACAAACGCAGGCGCAGAAAACCGGUGAUGACUUCAAGGCGAACAUGAACAGAAUAGAUUCCCACCAUAAUAACUUAGAAGCGCUGGGCAGGCAAGAGGUGCAUAAAUCAUGAAGAAAGUAAGUCCCCCUUUUUGUGAUGUGAACAGAUCGUCUGAUAGAAAAUGGUCGGAAAAACUUUACGAUGACGUAGUUUUUCUUAAAGUAAACACGGAUUGAAUCAAAUAAAAAUUAAAUAAUUUUUCAGCUACUCCUUUUUAAUUCUAUUUGACUAUUACACAUUUUGAAUUUGUUUGUUUAAUUCGUGUCUAUUGACAAUAAACGUACAAGUUUCGAAGUACGAAUCUGCCGUCCAAAGAAUUUAAAAUUAAGAUGCAAUCGUAAUGCAAUUUAGGCUUAUUAAAGCUUUGGGCGAAAGUUGUUUUAGAAUUUCUAAUCGAUUAGGUUUGUGAUAAAAAUUGUGACACGACUGAAUGAAAGGGUAUGAGGACAUCUCGUUUGAUUAUACUAAUUACUAAAGUAUAUCAGUAUUGGCGUGGCGUGUCGUAUGUUGGAAGUGUGUCUACGGCCUAACGUUUUGACCACUGCACAGUGCACUUUAUACACCUAAAAAUAUUUUCUAUCCCACGUUCUGUUAGUAUUUAUGACCUCGAUUUGUAAUUUCCUCAGCUUUAACUAAAUAGGUGUAAGGAAAAAAUAUCUUUACGAAUCUUUUUGUCUAUGGAAACGCCAUAGACUGAAAUAGUCUUGUUUGAUUUAUCUUUUGUACGUUCCUACAAGUUUAUUGUAACUGCAAAAUGAGUAUGUUUCAAAUUUCGCAACAAUAACAAGUGUAUUCGUGAAUGUGUAUUUAUUAGGCAUUUUACCUUUCUAGUAUUUGUGUUUUAUUCAUUAGAAAUUUCGUUAUUUCUACUCAUUUAAUGGCAGUCUAUUUACAUUGAAUAGAAUCGCUCAUUCCUUCAUUUUAUGUUCCUUCUCGACUUCGAAAAGGCAGUGUUUAUGCCCGCUGUUAUCGGUUCUUUUCUAACCAUAGAAAUUAGACAAAGACCGACGUAUUGGUGACGUCAUUAUGC
Ostrinia nubilalis (European corn borer) is the source of this 1389-nucleotide messenger RNA. RefSeq names its product tudor and KH domain-containing protein homolog. Bases 36 to 431 code for a protein of 131 amino acids. The record is from RefSeq and is a predicted model, not a curated record. The transcript is spliced from 3 exons. NCBI's taxonomy places the organism in Eukaryota, Metazoa, Arthropoda, Insecta, Lepidoptera, Crambidae.